CCUGCAUGGUGUUUCUAGAUGCACGCGGCCUAUUUUGUUGUUACGUACUAGUUGCAGCUGCUACAAGUUUGGUUUCCCUACCGAUUCCGUUGCUGCACGACACGGAGUCCGUCCGCCCAUGGAUUCACUCCGAGGUCACCCCACGGCGGCGGCCCACGCCAAGGUGGAGCCGGAAGCGGAGCUCGGCGAGCGCAACAGCGCCCCCGCCGUCAACCCCGUCGUCGGGCAAGAAGCACGCGGCCCGAUGGCCGGCGACCGGCGGACUCGCCCGGAGCGAGUGCGCCGUCUUAUCCGGAGGCUCCGCCCGGCGCCCAUCGGGAGCGCGUUCAAGCGGUGGCUGAAGCACCCGGCGCACGUCGCGCAGUUCGCGUGGGCGGUCUGCGUCGCGCUGUCCUUCGCCCUGCUCGGCCUCCUCCUCCUCGGCGUCUUCGACGGCGCCUUCCGGCGCAGGUCCGUCCGCGAUCGGUGGGUCGAGAUCGUCAACCAGAUCCUGAACGCGCUCUUCACGCUCAUGACCAUCUACCAGCACCCCGAGCUCUUCCACCACGCCGCCCUGCUGCUCCGGUGGCGGCCCGGGGACGAGAAGGAGCUCAGGAAGGCCUACUGCCGGAAGGGCUCGGGUGCGGGUGAAGUGCAGCGGGAGCGGCUUCACCUGUCCGUGGUGGUCGGGCUCCUCCACCUCACCUGCUUCGCGCAGUACGCCGUGUGUGGGCUCUUCUGGGGGUACUCCAGCGCAGCCCGCCCAGACGCCGCCAUGACCACGCUCGCCGGGGCCAGCGGCGUGGCACCCGUCGUCGCCGGCCUGUACAUGUACCUCAGCCCGCUUGGGAGGAAAAGCGAGCAAAGCAUGCACCAAGAACCCGAACAAGUCUGCGACGACGACGACAGCAUGGUUGUGGCGGUGAUCGCCGACCCCGCGGGAAGGGAGUGGGCCGGCGGGCUGCUGGACGUGCGCGACGACCCGGCGGCGUGCUGGCUCUCGUGCCUCUGCACCUUCUGCGUGUUCGGGUGGAACAUGGAGCGGCUGGGGUUCGGGAACAUGCACGUGCACGGCGCCAUGUUCGCGCUCCUCUGCUUCGCGCCGCUGUGGGUGCUCAACCACGCCGCCACGAACAUCCGGAGCAAGGCCGUCAGCAACGCGGUCAGCGCCGCCGGGGUGGUGCUCUGCGUGCUCGGCCUGCUCUACGGCGGGUUCUGGCGGGCGCGAAUGCGGCGCAAGUUCGGGCUCGCCGGCAAGAACAGACUACCCUUCUUCUCCUCGCUGUCGCUCGACGUCGCCGACUAUCUGCAGUGGGUGUUCUGCUGGGGGUGCGCGCUGGCGCAGGAGGUGCGGACCGGGAACCUUCUCCUCGACGUGGAGUCGACGGGAGGCAUCGAUCCGCGAGGCUCCGGCGGUGUGCAAGUUGAUAACAGCCUACGGCCUUUGCCGAGAGAGGACGGUAGCUUUGAGAUCGCGGCGGUCGCUGGGGCUCACUCUGUUCCGCUGGCCGACAACUCGGCGGGUCGAGGCGAGGAGUUGCCAUUGGUGCAGCUGAAGCGGGACGGUAGUUCGUCACCUGGAGAAAUGAGGCCACCAGUGCCGCCAUUGAUGCAGGACGGAGGAGGUCCUCAAGGUCCACGAAUUCAGUGACGGGCAGUACCGUACGGUUGUUGCCAUACAUAGAUCCUGCAGGGUCUCCCUUCCAUCAGGGUGUCAUCCUGGUUAGCAAAAAAGAUGUCAUGCCAUGUCACUAACUCACUAUCAUACCAGCAGCUUAAGCUAGCAUUUGUAAUAAAAAAAGCAAGCAGGUUAAGGGAUUGUGGUGCAUACAGAAACUUCAGAACUGUUACCUAUUUGAUCAGCAGCAGCAACUGUAGCCGCCAUUUUCUUGUCCGGAGGUAGUUUCAGAUGCUACUACGUCAACAUAAGUGGGCCAAGUGUUGACUAGGCCGAGUCAAGAAAAGCGCAAUCCCUUGCUUCUUGAACUUCGUAGAAUUAUACUGUAGUUUGUUCGGUCAAAGUUGUUGUUCUAUCUUGUGUCCUCUUGUUCAUCUUUGAGCGCCAGCCAGCCCGCCUA
This is a messenger RNA of Triticum aestivum (bread wheat), 2057 nucleotides long. RefSeq lists its product as uncharacterized. The record is from RefSeq and is a predicted model, not a curated record. Gene Ontology annotation, molecular function: cyclase activity. The transcript has a single exon. NCBI's taxonomy places the organism in Eukaryota, Viridiplantae, Streptophyta, Magnoliopsida, Poales, Poaceae. Gene Ontology annotation, biological process: sesquiterpene biosynthetic process. The coding region runs from base 119 to 1630 and encodes 503 amino acids.